AGACAACUCAGCCCGUGUCAACAUUACGUAUACCUAAUGUACAAAAAGCACCAGAGGAGUAUGUGUAAAUGACUCUCUUAUGUAUCGAAUUAAUGGAUACACCGAAAACAAUGAAAGUGUCAUUUAUGAUUUGAGAGGCACGAGUGUUGGCAUUGACGAUACCAAGGAUAACAACAACAAUAAUAACAAUCAAUCAAAUAACAGCGAAGUAGCCCCCAUCAGCGGCAGUGAUAAUAGUAAAAUGCAUCAACGACGCACAGAACCUACAGUAGGAUCAGUGCAACUAACGCCCCUAUGGGAACAUGUUCUACGUACUCGGCGCUUGCCGGAAGCAAUUUGCCCGGCUACAAUGUUUGGCGAAUUCCAUGAACGUCUACAGGAUCCAGAGUGGCAAGUACGGCAACAUGCUCUACGCGUUCUCGUCGAUGUUCUGGUGGUGAUGAAAUCGAAGGCCGACAAGUACAAUAUUCAUUUCUUAGUGGAUCUGAUCAAAAAUCUGGGACAUCAAGCGCCCACAGUGCGCAAAGGAGCUUUAGAUUGUUUGAGAGUAUAUCUCGCAGAGACAGGCAUACCCGAGGUGGUCAUGCUGCAGAUUUUAGACAUCGGUUUGAAUCACCAAUCUAUCUAUGAUGAGCGCUUGAGCUGUGGAGUUUUGCUGUCACUGCCCGCAUUGCUUCAAUUAAUUUUACUCACGCCGCAACGACACUUCAUUGUGAAGCAUACUAUUGAGCGUAUACUGCAGCGAUUGCAGCGUAAACAAGCCCAAGAAGAAAUUUCGAUAAAAGUUCUGGCAAAAAUUAGCGAGCUGCUUGGUUUGCAAGAGUUCGAGAGUUAUUUGCAUGACGUGAAUGGUCAGGACGCCUUGGCCCUGUACAGGCAUCUCUGCAAAGUAUAUUUAAUUUCAAAUAAGCCUACUACUUCUACAAACGGUAAUGCUGGAGCCUGGCGAGCUAUUCCUCGAGAAUAUACCUGGCGUGGCAGUGGAUUAUCUCAAGCAUCUGAGCCAGAAUCUUUACUGAUGACCGAGAAAGGCGGCAAGGUGAUUAUGGAAACGGAAAUUAAAAUCAACGAUGAUACCCUUACCAUGCGCAUCCUCGAAGCAGAGACUGAAACCGAGGAGACAGAUAGUCCCAUUAUGGGUUCAACUGAGCUUGUGUGUCGACCAUUAGCAAGUGCUACGUCUCAAAGAGAUUUAAAUGCGGGUAUUCUGCAAAUUAUAAGCGACUCGGAAAUGGAAGAAAUAGCGGAGCCAUCUCACAAUGAAAACAAUGAACUUGGCACGCCCAUUCGUGGCUUGAAGCGUGUCACUUUUGGUGGCGAGGUUGUAAAAAUGCGCACACCUGACAGCGAUGCAGCAUCUUCGGCACAUAAUAAUGAGAACACAACAGCAGACCAAAGCAAACUCAGCGCUAUUUCAGUAUCAGCGAUUAAAGGACAUUCAUUGUUAUCAACGCCAUCACCAUCGCCAGCAGAAGAGCUGAACUCAGAAGAGAAUUCGAACUCACCAAGUGAAAAUGGCAUGACAGAAUUAACAUUGGAAAUUCCCAUUGAUAACACAAAGCCCUUGCCUAGGGCACAUAGUGCACAUUCCCCAAAACGAAGUAACAGUGCCAUGAGCGAGCCCCCAUUGUCGAAUUCCAGCAAUUUCACAUCACCAAAGCCAGAUAUGACACAGUCUCCUGCCUUUCUCUGCCGUAGCAUAAGUCCGGCUGGCAGCAGCAACGUCAGUCCGAAAGUGCCCCACAAAGAGAUCGAAGUGCUGCAUAACCUACAACGUGAUUUAGAUCCCUCGCCCCGUUCAAUGCGUCGCAUCGACUGUGUGGCAACUACAGACACAGUUACACCUUCGCCUACAACAGCAUCUGUAAUGUCAGUAGAACUGCCUUCUACACCAAAUACGUGGGAAGACCUAGACAUUGUGAGCUAUAAAACAAUAAUGGACCUUCGCUCAGGGGACUGGCGCAAUCGUUUGCAGGGAAUAUCACAACUAGAGAUAGCAUUGAGCUCAUCAGCCAACUUGGUACAAGUGCUGCCCUGUUUGGAUAGUCUGCUGCGCACCUUAUUGUCUUCCGAGCGCAAUUUAAAGGUAUCUGAGCUGAAGCGCGAGGUUUUAGUGAAUCUUAUCUCACGGCUUCCGUUGGACAAUUUAGAGGAGCGUACGCACCAAAUUCUUUCAGGUCUCUGUCGCCAAGGCAACGUCGGAGCUAAUCGUGUUUGCAAGGCACUUAUGCAACAUCUUCCAGCUGGCACAAUUGUUGCCAAACUGACAGCACCAGAGUAUUUGCAUGCCAAGAGCUCCAAGUUUCGUGACCAUGCGUUGCAAAUGUCCAUAUUCGCAUUGAUGACUUUUCCCGGUACUUGCUUUGACAUCAGUAGCCUGUCCGAGCAAGUUACGUACGCCGCCCUUAAUCGAAAGCGUCGAGUGCGACAGGCUGCCCUAGAAGUGUUAGCCGUGCUUGCUGAUAUAUCAUCGGCGGAGCAAGUCUUGGAAAUCGUAACAGAAAUUGCAGCUGGUGUAGAAUCGGGAACUGCCCUGUUGACGGCUGUUAAAACACGUUUGUCACGUCCACAAUUGCCCGUUAUAACGUCGGACGGAGCAGUUUUAUAUAUUUUUCAUAAAAUGGAGCAGAUGGGCAUCUCAAGUACAGGAGCUGAUAUCGAUUGGAUUACACAAGGGGACGGAUCAGCCUCGCCCAAUUCUAUGAAAAGGCGUCACAUGUCACAUAAAAAAACGAGUUCUCCAAGAAAGAACGGAUGUGGAUAAUAAGACUGGAGCAAGAUAUGUAAUAUAUUUUAACCUAUAUUAUCUUUUAGUUUUAAGACUUAUGAAAAUUUGCACCCGCAUUCCUUUCAUUCGCCACCUGAAGCCCUAGUCAUGUCUAGACCAAAUGAUUUUUCUCAAAAGAAAAACUACGGUACUAGUGUCAUUCAAGGCAACUUCAUGGAGCGCCGUCUAGUCACCCAGGCAUACUCUGAAUCUUCUAUUGACGGUAGAAGCUCUGACAGUACAACAACAACUUGCAGUAGUGGAAGCGGGAGCGGAAGUGGAAGUUUUAUACAAUUGACUCCCUGUAAGGCUGGCUUGAACCGACGAUUGGUCAGACAGAAUUCACGGUUUCCCGUUAUGCGGCAACACACGGAUUUCAUCAAUAAUUUCAUGCGUAAUGGACAGCGAACUACAUAUCCUUAUAGUUUUGAGGAUUCCAAUUAUCCGAAAGUACACUGUGCAUCCCACAAAAUAGAAAAACAGCAGUCAACUAGAAAGCCACCGACAUUGCAUCAACAAGCUAACAACCAAAAAAACUGGAUUACCACAAACAAUGAAUCUCAGGAAAACGCAAAGGGGAAUGAAACAAUUAAAAAGAAUUCCAACAUUGGAUUAGAGGUAGCCAUUCAAGAUGUACCCACGAGUAAAUCCAUUAAUUUUUCACUAAAACGAAAUCAGCAUUCUACAAUGCAAAAUGUAUUUUCCUGUAGCGGUCAACCCGCAAAUCUUUUGCGACAAUUGCAAACUUUCUGGUACAUAGCUAAAGAUUAUUUAGUGGCAAAGGCCACGGCAGCGCGUCAAACUCUGAUACCCUAUGAUCGGUGUCUAUGUCCAUGUGGUGUUGGUCACACCAAGCCGCAACGCAGAAAAUCGAUUGGUAAAAGUGAUACAAAUGUCGCUGAUAAUGUGACGUGGCAAGUGUUGCAAACGCCCAAGGUAGUUGAUAAAAGUUCAGUCAAUGCGUUGCCCUCUCAAAAGGAUUUGAUUAUGGUUGAGCCAGAAAAUAAAAUUUCAACAGCCCCAUCAACGUCAUCCUUGAUGCUAGAAACUGAGUCAGUUAACGUUACCAAUCAUAAUGUAGAUGGCUCUCCACUGUCAAUCAAAUCGACAAGCUACUCUCAAAAAUCAACAGCUUCAGCUAAAUCGUACAGUUGCCACAGCGAAGAGAGCAGGCAACCAAUCGAACAAUCUGCUACUCGAAAUGAUUUAGAGUCGAUAAAUUUAGAGCAACAAUUUGGCGAUCUAGUUGUGAACGAUGUAGAGGACGAAACGGAUUCACUGUCUCAGGAGCCAGUAUUAAAGCGCAACGAAAGCGUCAAUAGUCUGCACAGCAAAACAGAAAGCAUCAAGACACAGUUAGAAGAUGCCACGCCACAGAUGUCUCGAGCACAGUCUAUCAAAUCGCUUGCUAUUGAAGAGGAGAUUGAAAGUACCAAUAGCUUCGUAGUGGUUGAGGAACUGCAGCACGAGCUUGAAUCGCCGGCUGUGGAAUCUCCCGUCGUCAAGCUGCAGAAAAAAUUAAUCGAUAAUCACGGAACACCCUCACGAGCUUCAAGCAGCAGAAAGUCCGCUAAUGCACAUGACGAAAGGACCAUUCAUUCACGAAGUAUCUCUCUGGAUUCUCUGUAUGGCGCACGUCCCGUAUCGAAGCAAGACUCAUUGGAUACCAGCCUCUGCACGACAGAUAACAGCUCGCACACAGGGUCCCAACUGGAAAACAUACAUUUGCCUGCGAAAGUACAGCACACUCCAUUAAAACAAAAGUCAAAAACAUCAUAUUUUCUCCGAGGUCAACGGCGAAUUUCUCCGGUGAAGCAGGCCAUCAAAAUGUCGCAGACGGAAUUGUUCCCGCCGAAUAUGACACGUUUUGAAAAGCCACGCGACGCCCUGAUAAAGACAUUCGAUCAAUUGGAUUCCAGCAAUUGGGAGAUUAACAUGACUGGACUGAAAUCCAUUGUACGCUUAAUCCGCUAUCACUCAGAUUUUUUGGAUAGUCACAUGCACAUGACAUGCAUUCAGCUGACGCGAUCUGUUCGAAACUUACGUUCACAAGUAGCUCGGGCAUCAUGUCAAGCAGCCACUGAGCUGUUUACUUUAAAGUGCAAGUCGCUUGAGGUUGAGUGUGAUGAUUUAGUCUGCGCGUUACUCCAUCGCACGGCAGAUACUAACCGCUUCUUGCGUGCAGAUGCCACGCGUGCCUUGGAGUCGAUGGUCGAUCACUUGCAACCGCCUAAAGUACUCACUAUAUUAACGACAAAAGGCGCUCAACACCAAAAUGCACUUGUCAGGACCACAACUGCAAAGCUGUUAUUCAGACUAGUCGAACGCUUAGGAAGCGAUCGUAUUUAUGCGAUGGCCCGUGAAAGCCGUGACAAGUUUUUCAUGGUGGGUGCAAAUCUAUUGCUUGAGGGCAGUCUGGAAACACGCAGCUAUGCCAAGUCUCUGUUCCGCGCCUUGUCAGAGCACGCAAGCUAUCAGCGUAUCAUAUUGGAAGUUAUUCCCCCUCGAACUUAUCGCAAUGUGGAGAAGACACUCAGAAGCAUUACUCGAUGAUCUCUU
Molecule: messenger RNA, 5326 nt
Organism: Drosophila sulfurigaster albostrigata
Lineage: Eukaryota; Metazoa; Arthropoda; Insecta; Diptera; Drosophilidae
Exons: 11
Biological process (GO): mitotic spindle assembly
Cellular component (GO): microtubule organizing center; spindle microtubule; cytoplasmic microtubule
Molecular function (GO): microtubule binding
Source: RefSeq, a predicted model, not a curated record